Molecule: messenger RNA, 2140 nt
Organism: Nomascus leucogenys (northern white-cheeked gibbon)
Lineage: Eukaryota; Metazoa; Chordata; Mammalia; Primates; Hylobatidae
Gene: POLG2
Product: DNA polymerase gamma 2, accessory subunit
Exons: 8
Coding region: 135-1460 (441 amino acids)
Biological process (GO): mitochondrial DNA replication
Cellular component (GO): mitochondrion; cytoplasm
Source: RefSeq, a predicted model, not a curated record
GGGCAUGCCGCCCGCAAGCACGCUCACCUCCGUUGCGCCUGCGCCCUGGCCUUCCCGGAUUCUGUUAACGGUAGUGGCGGCUUGUUGGGAUCCGCUGAGUGAUGGGAGAGUGUGCUCUUUAACUUCGGAGAGAGAUGCGCUCUCGUGUAGCCGUCAGGGCCUGCCAUAAGGUCUGCAGGUGCCUGUUGUCUGGGUUUGGGGGUCGAGUAGAUGCGGGGCAGCCGGAGCUGUUGACGGAAAGGAGUAGCUCCAAAGGAGGGCACGUGAAGUCGCACGCGGAGCUCGAGGGGAACGGCGAGCACCCAGAAGCCCCCGGGUCUGGAGAGGGAAGCGAGGCGCUGUUAGAGAUCUGUCAGAGAAGGCAUUUCCUAAGUGGAAGCAAGCAGCAGCUUAGCCGGGAUUCUCUUCUGAGUGGGUGCCACCCCGGCUUCGGACCCUUGGGCGUAGAGUUGCGGAAGAACCUGGCCGCAGAAUGGUGGACCUCGGUGGUGGUGUUCCGGGAGCAGGUAUUCCCGGUGGACGCCCUCCACCACGAACCAGGCCCUUUGCUACCAGGGGACAGUGCCUUCAGGUUAGUUUCUGCAGAAACUCUACGCGAAAUCUUGCAAGACAAAGAGCUGAGUAAGGAACAGCUAGUAGCAUUUCUUGAGAACGUAUUAAAAACUUCUGGGAAACUACGGGAGAACCUUCUUCACGGUGCCUUGGAACACUAUGUUAAUUGCCUGGAUCUGGUAAACAAGAGGCUACCUUAUGGCCUUGCUCAGAUUGGAGUGUGUUUUCAUCCUGUUUUUGACACUAAGCAGUUACCAAAUGGUGUUAAAAGAAUUGGUGAGAAGACUGAAGCUUCAUUAGUAUGGUUUACUCCUGCGAGAACUUCAAACCAGUGGCUUGAUUUCUGGUUACGUCAUCGACUCCAGUGGUGGAGAAAGUUUGCCAUGAGUCCAUCUAACUUCAGCAGCAGUGACUGCCAGGAUGAAGAAGGCCGGAAAGGAAACAAACUUUACUACAAUUUUCCCUGGGGAAAGGAGCUAAUAGAAACCCUGUGGAACCUAGGAGAUCAUGAACUUUUACACAUGUAUCCUGGCAAUGUGUCUAAAUUACAUGGCCGAGAUGGACGAAAAAAUGUGGUUCCUUGUGUUCUGUCUGUAAAUGGGGACCUAGACCGAGGCAUGCUAGCCUACCUCUAUGAUUCUCUCCAGCUGACGGAGAACUCCUUUACAAGAAAGAAAAAUCUUCAUAGAAAGGUACUUAAACUUCACCCUUGUUUAGCCCCUAUUAAGGUUGCUUUGGAUGUAGGAAGAGGCCCCACAUUGGAACUAAGACAGGUUUGUCAAGGGCUAUUUAAUGAGUUACUAGAAAAUGGGAUUUCUGUGUGGCCUGGUUAUUUGGAAACUGUGCAGUCCUCAUUGGAACAACUUUAUUCAAAUUUCCCUUUUACAGAACUAUGUGUACUUCGUUAAUUGCCUCAGCAGGGAACAGUAUUCAGCAAGUAUGUUUGAGCACAUGCUAUGUGCAGUUCCAAGACUUAAUGUCAUGAAGUAUGUAUACAUCAGCUUAUCCACUUAUGGAUGAAAGUAUGUAUGUAGAGAGCAUGUGUUGAAUCAAGACUGAAGGAAUAUGAGUGGAAUGCCUUUCUUUGCUGGCAUUGUGGUCCAUUCUGAGACUGAGUGAAAGGGAAUUCAAUUCUGGAGGGAUAGUCUGUUCUAGUCUUCUAAGGGAUUGGCACCUCUGUUCACCCAAUUGCUCAAGACAGAGAAACUGGCUAUCAUCCUUAACUCCUCCCUCUUCCUUAUUCUCCACAUCCAGUCUAUCACCAAAUGCUGUCAGCUUGCUUCCUAAAUGUAUCUCAAAUCCAUCUCUGUCUUCGCUGCCACUACCCAAGUUAGAGUCACCAAUAUCUCUUGCCUGGAUUAUUGAAAUCAUCUCCUAAUUGAGCUCUCUGUGUCUAGUCUCACUCCAUGCUGUUUCAUUAAUUGUUGUUUUUAAAUAAAGUAAUCCAUUCUUGUUAUUUUUUUUAAGUUUUUUGUGUUGAAUAUGUAUCUUUUGGGUGAAAAGUUGUGAAGCAUUGUGUUUUGAUCUUCAGUUCUCUGAAAAUUUGUUAAGAUACACUUUCCAGGCCAGGCGCAGUGGCUCACACCUG